AUGGCGACCGGUGAGGGGCGAUCAAAUCUCAGGUUGCUCAGGACGUCAUUGAUUCUGGACCAAGGCGACACACGCACGACUCGCCAUGGAGACUGUCUCAGACUGUGUACUUACAACGCGAGAACAGUUUCCACAGACGCUGACCUGCAUGCCCUUCUCGGAGCUGCAGAGCGUAUCAAAUUUCACGUGAUUGCUCUGCAGGAGACCAAGUGCAGAAGGAAUGACGUACGACAGAUGAAUGACGGUACACUCGUCAUUCGUGGAGAGAAGGUUCCGUCGCAAAAUGUAGGCGGUGUUGGUUUUGUUGUGCACCCAUCUGUCGUCCAUCUCGUCGAUUCUCACGAGAUCCUGUCACCCCGUCUGGCCAUUCUUCGCCUCCGCCCUCUGCGCCAAAGACACAUCAGCAUCAUCAACUGCUACUCACCAACAUUAGCAGCUGAUGAAUCCGAACUGGAUGAGGAGCUGGAGAAACUGAUCCGCAACGAGAACUCCUUCUACAAAUUCGUUGCUGGAGAGGUAAACGCAAAACUAGGAAAAUCCAUAGAUGGGGAAUGCAGGAUCGGAAGAUUUGGACUAAGGGACUGGAACGAAAACGGCAAUCGUCUCGCCAGACUGCUGCCCGCCGCUCGCCUCUUUUAUGGGAAUUCCCUUUUCAUGAAGAAAGAUCAUCGUCGGUAG
Necator americanus (New World hookworm) is the source of this 678-nucleotide messenger RNA. RefSeq lists its product as uncharacterized. The coding region runs from base 1 to 678 and encodes 225 amino acids. The record is from RefSeq and is a predicted model, not a curated record. The transcript has a single exon. Lineage: Eukaryota; Metazoa; Nematoda; Chromadorea; Rhabditida; Ancylostomatidae.